UAUUGAAAGGCAAUGAAGCUUCCUAAAAAUUAACAUUUUCUCACUCUUGGGAAAAAGGAAAUAACGAAAUAGCGAAAUGUUAAUAUAUUCACUAGGGAAAUGUUAACUUGAUCACAACGGCUAUAAUUAGUUACUAAUCACAGUAAUUAAACCACUAAACUCAAUGGAAAAAUGGAAAAAACAAAAAGCCCUAAACUCAAAUGUAAGUAUUUAAGGUAAGAGAAGGCACUUCUUUUCUCAUUUUCGCUCAGUUUCUCCUCUCUCUAUACAAUUUCCUUGUUCCUCACGUCUUUGCUCUCAGAACUUUGAGUCUUUCGGUUCGAUCACAAUGACUAGUAUGUAUUAUGAUGAUUACCUUACGGAUUCGAGGAAGGAUAUAUGGUCGGGUUUAUGUUUACUGGCGGAUGCGGCGGUUAUGGUUGCGGAAGAAGAACAACGUCGUCGUCUUCUUGCAGAGAAAGGAGAAAGAUGCCACAAGACUGUCUCUGAAGAAGAAAAUAACCAGAUGAGAUUCUUCUAUCUUUUCCCGAGAAAAAUUAGGUCUUCUUUGGUGAAGAAAAGAUACACACAACAAAACCCUAACGUGGCUUCUACUUCUUCUUCAUCACUUCUCGAUCUUAACCUAAUCACCACUGAUUCUGAGACAGAAAACGUACAAAACCCUAGUUCUGAUGAUGAGCCUUUGGUGUGUGAUGAAGAACAACGUGCAAAGAAAGGUAAGUCCAAGAUUGUUUGCGAUGAAGAUUAUGACGACGAGAGUGAGAAUAGACUCUUCGAGAAGAAUGUGCAGAAAUUUCUAAGAGAAAACUUUGAUAAUCUUAAUGGAGCUUCUACUUCUUCAUCGCUCAUGAACCUUCAUGGUCUUGAACCUUCGACAGAGACGAAAGACAUAACAAACCCUAAUUACCAAUCUUCUUCUCCGUCUUCGUGCCUAACAGAGAACACAAGCAGCAAGAGGCGUGCGGUGGAACAGAGAAAGAGCAAGGGUGGAUUCAAGAAAGCAAAGGUUGUACUUUAUCCAUGCGCGGUGAGAGAGACACCAGAGUGGGUUUUCCAGGUGAUGAGAUACAUGAACGCGGAUGCCGAAAACCCGAGGCUGAUAUUUGAGAGGAUUCUGUUCAAUAGUGAUGUCAACUCAAACUUGAGCCGUCUCUUAAUCCCUUUUCAGAAGCUAAUCAGAAACGACUUCUUGACGCCUUUGGAGUGUCGAGCCUUAGAGAGAGAUGAAGACAAUGAAGAUGAAGAGAAUAUUGGUGUGGGAACUAUUCUUGUGAAUCAAAGGUUUAAAAUGUGGGGUUUACGUUUUAAGAUAUGGGUGAUGGAGAAGAAGGAUUCUGGACAUGGAACCUUGAAUUACACUUUGAAUUGGGGUUGGAACGAUGUAGUCAAGGGUAAUGACUUGAAAGCCCAUGACAAGAUCAGUCUUUGGACUUUCAGGUGCCGUGGAGUCCUUUGCUUUGCACUUGACAUAGAGUAGCUCUUCACUUGUUCACUACCUAUUCGGGUGAUUCUUGAGGUUUUUGGUAUAGUAGUAACUUCUUGGAAGUGUUAAUUAACAAAAUUAGGGAUUAACUACGAUUAUGAUCUUUCAUGUUGGUGUUGUUCUCUCCUCUAUUAUUAUUAGUAACUUGUCUGUCUCCUAUGUUGUCUCAGAUCCUUUACCAUUGUUUGAAAUAAACAUUUUGUCAUGAUGGUUUCUUGUUUUUGUCUUCUUCAGUUAUCUCUGAUUUCUUGUAAUAUUAUCUCGGUCAAAAUGCUCAAUACAAAAAAUAAUCAGGCUUGUUUUCUUUCUUCUCAGUGAGAUUCUGAUUUUAAUUUAUCAAUUUGAGAAAACUAUAUUUGGUUGAUCAAAUCCAGAACCAAAGAUAUCGAAAAUAAGAAACAGUAUAAGAAAAAACCAAGUUUUGAUUUCAUUAGAAGGAGAAUAGGAAAUUUUUGAGGAACCUAGAGGAGGAAUAAAUCGCAAGUAGUUUUUCCAAA
Arabidopsis lyrata subsp. lyrata is the source of this 1980-nucleotide messenger RNA. Its product is annotated as B3 domain-containing protein At5g38490. Lineage: Eukaryota; Viridiplantae; Streptophyta; Magnoliopsida; Brassicales; Brassicaceae. The record is from RefSeq and is a predicted model, not a curated record. The coding region runs from base 329 to 1477 and encodes 382 amino acids. The transcript has a single exon. Gene Ontology annotation, molecular function: DNA binding.